AUUAUUAUUUCUGGAGAAUAAUUUAAUUCGAAAAAUAAAAAUAAAAAAUAAAGAGAAACAGAAGAAGAGAACAUUUGGCGAAACAAAGGCGACAACUUUAAUUGUCCAAAGAAGAUCGAGAGAAGAUUUUAGGCGAUCGAUUAUUGUCCCCAAAAGAUUGAAACAUUUUCUUCGGUAAAUCAUCGAUUUAGAUUAGUGUUAGGGUGUUUCGAUCGCGGGGGAGGUCUGGUCUGGUUGGAAUGGCGCAACAAGGGGCAAGCAUAGACCCUGCCGUUCUAGACGACAUCAUCCGUCGUUUGUUGGAUUACAGAAACCCUAAGCCUGCAACCAAACAGGUCAUGUUAAACGAGUCCGAGAUCCGACAGCUUUGCUUCGUCUCCAGAGAGAUUUUCCUCCAACAGCCUAUCCUCCUUGAGCUCGAAGCUCCCAUCAAGAUCUGCGGUGAUAUACAUGGACAGUACUCAGAUCUUUUGAGGCUCUUCGAGUACGGAGGCUACCCUCCAGCAGCUAACUAUUUAUUCUUAGGAGACUACGUUGACCGCGGGAAGCAGAGUCUAGAAACAAUCUGUCUCCUCCUCGCCUACAAAAUCAAAUACCCCGAGAACUUCUUCCUCCUAAGAGGUAACCACGAGUGCGCUUCCAUCAACAGAAUCUACGGAUUCUACGACGAGUGCAAACGUAGGUUCAGCGUGAGGCUCUGGAAAGUCUUUACGGAUUCUUUCAACUGCCUCCCCGUGGCCGCUGUGAUAGACGACAAGAUACUGUGCAUGCACGGUGGUCUUUCUCCCGAUUUGACCAGCGUGGAAGAGAUCAAGAACGUCGAGCGACCCACCGAUGUUCCGGACGCUGGUCUGCUCUGCGACCUGCUUUGGUCUGAUCCGAGCAGAGAUGUGAAAGGCUGGGGGAUGAACGACCGUGGAGUGUCGUACACGUUUGGGCCUGAUAAGGUUGCUGAGUUUCUCAUAAAGAAUGAUAUGGAUCUCAUCUGUCGUGCGCACCAGGUUGUAGAGGAUGGGUAUGAGUUCUUUGCAGAUAGACAGCUUGUUACUAUAUUCUCAGCUCCAAACUACUGUGGUGAAUUCGACAAUGCGGGUGCAUUGAUGAGUGUUGAUGAGAGUUUAAUGUGUUCUUUCCAAAUACUUAAGCCUGCGGAUCGGAGGCCCCGGUUCUUAUAAUGAUGUAAAAUAAAAUUAAAAAAAAAGAGGCAGUUUGAACCUCUGCGGGAAAGAAGACAGGAACGUGGGAGAGAGACAGAGAGAAACCUCCCUGAGAAUUUGUACGGAGGCCUUUGCAAGAAGGCUUUAAAAAGUUAUAUAUAAAUUUUACAUGUUGUUAUAAUCAUCAUUUUUACUUGAACAAUUGCCAUUUCUUUUCUCAAAUUUGUAUGUUCUUCUUCUCUGACUCCUAGUAGACAGUAAAAAAAAAAGUCUCCAAAGUUUUAUUA
Molecule: messenger RNA, 1444 nt
Organism: Raphanus sativus (radish)
Lineage: Eukaryota; Viridiplantae; Streptophyta; Magnoliopsida; Brassicales; Brassicaceae
Product: serine/threonine-protein phosphatase PP1 isozyme 2
Exons: 4
Coding region: 240-1175 (311 amino acids)
Cellular component (GO): cytoplasm; nucleus
Molecular function (GO): protein serine/threonine phosphatase activity
Source: RefSeq, a predicted model, not a curated record